Messenger RNA from Benincasa hispida (wax gourd), 1736 nucleotides. RefSeq names its product mitotic checkpoint protein PRCC-carboxy-term protein. The record is from RefSeq and is a predicted model, not a curated record. Gene Ontology annotation, cellular component: nucleus. NCBI's taxonomy places the organism in Eukaryota, Viridiplantae, Streptophyta, Magnoliopsida, Cucurbitales, Cucurbitaceae.
CAAUAACCACGUCGCCAUUUCAAUUGCGUCCAUUCCCCACUUCCAAAACCUCGCCAUCUCUCUUUAACUCAUGGACUCUCUGUUAGCCAACUACGCCUCCUCCUCCGACGAAGAAGAGCAGCACCAACAACCGCCGCCGCAGCCACCGUCGUCAAUUAGUAAACCUCAGAGAUCCGAGUUCGAAUCCUCCACCUUCAGAAUCUCAUCUUUCUCCUCGUCUCUUCCCCCGCCCAAAUCUUCAUCCCUUUUCCAAUCCCUCCCCCAGCUUAACCAAUCCGCCAAGCCUUCUCUGCCCACCGGUUUCUUCGAUGGCGAUAAAAACGAAGACCUAGAAGAAGGAGAUUCGCCCUCCGCAUCGAAUAAACCUUCCUCUAUAUUCUCUUCCCUUCCGCGGCCCAAGGGAAACCCUACGGACUUUUCGACUUCCAGUUCCAGUUCUCGAUUUGAUGGCGACGGUAGUGACAACGGGAAUCUCAAGAAAUCAGUGUCUAUGUUUUCUUCCCUUCCACAACCUAAUUCGCAGAAGUUGAAGGAACCUAAAUCAAAUCCCUCGUCCUUGGUGUUCCAGCAGAAAAAGGUCGUCCUCUUUAAGCCACCCGUCAACUCUUCUUUGCUGAAAUUGGGUGAAGAAGAGGACGACGAUGACGAAGAAGAAGAAGAAAUAAGGCGCCGGAAGGCAUCCCAAUCCUCGUUCCAAACUCCUUCUGUGACGUCGUUCUUGUCAAGCAUUCCAGCACCAAAGAAUUCGGCAACGCUGGGAGUUGGUUCGAGCUCAGGUUCUGGCCGGAGGUCGAUUAUCGAAACAGAUGUGUCGGUCUCGUCUUCUGAUGAUUUAAACGUAGUGAAUGAUUCGGGUAGCACUCAAAAUAUUGAUCACAGUACUGAAAACUACGAUAGUUUUGUAAAUUACAAUUCCGGUGUUGAGCAGAAUGUUGCUAAUCACAGGGAAAACUAUGAAAAUGCUGCAACUUACAAUUUCGGUACAGAACAAAAUGCUUGGAAUCACGCAAGCUACGAUAGUUAUGGGAAUUACCACUACAGUGUCGAUCAGAAUGUGGUUGGUGAAGCACAGUCUGUCUCUAGUGCAAGUACCGCUGGUGACUAUGGAAGUUAUGGGAGUAAUGGUAACUAUGGUGAUCACAUGCAAUACGGUAGUGACCCUGCCAGUCAGCCGACAAUGGUGGACACCCAAAAUGCUGUUAGAAUACCUGAGAAGAGAAGAAGAAAUGAAGUUCCAUUAGAAAUACUUGAGGUGAAGCAAGAUGAAUUGAUGAAGAAUCGGCCGAGGCAGGAUCAGGUCAAGUUAACUGGGAUCGCUUUUGGUCCUUCUUACCAGCCUGCCCCCUCAACCAAGGGGAAACCUUCAAAGUUGCACAAGAGAAAGCAUCAAAUUUCUUCGUUGUAUUAUGAUAUGAAGCAGAAAGAGAUGGAAUUAGCGGAGAGGCGUGCAAGAGGUUUAUUAACAAAGGCUGAAACACAAGGAAAGUAUGGCUGGUGAUCCCUAAAAGAUAUCCUUGCACCUGUGGUAUGUAAUUAAUGUGCUCCACGGAGGUAGCGUGCUAAAUAUCAUAAACUUGCAUGGUUUAUAUAUACACUUUAUUGGUCUUAAGGCAAUCGUGUAACUUGAAUGGUUCGUUAUAACUUUUUGCAACACGGCUUCUUCUAUGUUCAAGAAUGGGAUUUCAACGACUCUAUCGAAAUCCAACGCUGAUCAAGGAGGUUAUGUUUUAAGCUUA